Molecule: messenger RNA, 1840 nt
Organism: Acaromyces ingoldii
Lineage: Eukaryota; Fungi; Basidiomycota; Exobasidiomycetes; Exobasidiales; Cryptobasidiaceae
Product: TIP41-domain-containing protein
Exons: 3
Coding region: 73-1761 (562 amino acids)
Biological process (GO): TOR signaling
Cellular component (GO): cytosol
Source: RefSeq, a predicted model, not a curated record
ACUGACUUCUCGGAACAUCGACGACAAGCAACGGGGACGGCAAAGGAAACGAAAGGGACGGGGAGGUCUACGAUGAUGAAUAGCGCACCAUCGCAGGCAUCGCACCGCCUGUACUCGCGACAGGAGGCCGCGUCGUCGUCUACUCCGCGACGGGCGCCUGAUGCUCCGCUGUCUGCAGCGGACGUGGUGCAUGUCAAGGGCAUCGACAUUUGCGGCUGGACCGUCGAGACUAGCCGUGGAUCCAUCGCGGACAGCAAGACAAUCGACGAGCUGUCAGACAGGCUCAACAUUCCCCUCCCAGAGAUGCCGUUUGACAAGAAUGCGCUGCGGAUCACCCACGAAGCUAGCGGCUGGCAGUACAUCUUUGAUGCCGUCAGUGCGCUCAGGAGCGUCGAGGGCGUCGACCAGGCGCACAGGACCACGGGACUCGAUGUCGGCGACGGAAGCGUGGGAACCUCGAAUGGCAGCGCGGGGACUGGAGGCGCUGGUAGCAAGAGAGCACAGCGGAGUGGCGGACUGCUUGGCGACAAGCCGAAGAAGAGCCGACGAGUCAAGGUGGCCUAUGCCGACGAAUGGGGUAAAAGCAGGGAGCCUGCUCCUGGUUCUGGGCCAUCGCCUACCCUCCUCAAUACAGCGUCCAAUUUCGGCUCAGACGUGGCCAAGGCUGUCGCUUCCGCCGUCAAUGACCCAACGUCGACUAUCUCCCUGGCAAGGGACUACGAUUGGACCUAUUCAUGCACUUGGCCUGGCCAUGAGCUUCUGCCAAAGCCCUCUACUGCGCACGGAAAUGACGGAGAGGUAGUGAGCGAGUCACAAUUUCAUCUAGGGACCGACCCAGCGCGCGAUCGGAUUCCCAUCGAGAGACUCGGUCCGCCACCGAAUGCUGGCAUGCCCGGCACGCCGAAACCAGAACCGAUCCUCUUCUACGACGAUCUGGUCCUCUUUGAAGACGAACUGGGCGACAAUGGCUCGAGUAUGCUCAACGUGAAGGUGCGAGUCAUGCCGUCUGGAUUUCUCGUUCUUCAGCGCUUCUUCCUCCGUGUCGACGACGUUCUCUUUCGCAUCUUUGACACGAGGAUGUACGUCGGCUUUGACGAGGAAGAAGACUCUAUGGAUCUGUCUCAGUCAACUGCUGCUUCUGCUGCCCCUCCAGCAACCGGAUUCCCAACAACGGCUCGACCAACAGCACCCAUCUCUGCCGACACAGCAACACGGCAGAUGGGCGCCCUCUCGCUCGGCCCGACCCGUCGACAGAUGAUGGGCGCUCCCUCUGCAGGUGCCCAAUCAAUGGGCCCAUCGAAGAAGCAAAAGGCAAAGGACAGCCAAUUCCGCGUCAUUCGGGAGUGCAGCGGCUGCCAAGCUAGCUAUGCCGAGGUCAAGUCUCGACUGCCACCAUACAAGUCCAACGACCUGUCGCCCUUGACAGACCCAGGCUGGGUCGCGCAGAACCUCGAAAAGAUCGCGCAGCGCAGGGCCCAGGAACUGCUGCGACGGCAGGGCCAACGGGGUAUCAGCGACCCGGCAGCGGUGCUGGCCAUGGCAAAGAGGCCGGGAAAGACAGAGUACAGAGGACCCGGCACGGCACCCGUCGGCCAUCAGCUCAGUCCAGCGACACUGCCGGGCGCCGAGGGGGCUGCGACGCCCAAUAGAAUCCUGGCAGAAGUGAGGCAGGAUGGGAAGGAGGACGAUGACGACGACGACGAUCGAUGGGAGGGCGAGGGCGCCAGGGUCGACGUGGCCGUCCUGGGUGGCCAGCCGUGAUCGUUGCUCGAUGACUACUACAUCACUCUGCAUGUUCUCUCUCAAGUCUAUCGCUACAAUUUCAUACGUUUAUCAAAAG